CCUUCUGUAACAAAACAUUUAGGCAGGCAAAUAUCCUUUGUAAUUUAUAUUUGGGGAUUGUAGGUGUCCUUAAGUAUGUAAACAGGCUAAAAAAUCAUUUUUAUUUUAUUCUUUUUCUGUGGGAUGUAGUUGUGUUUUCGUGUGAGCUAGGUGCUGUCAGGCCAGCUGCUCUGGGAUGUCAGCGCGUUUUGCAGUGACUCCAGUUUCUUCCAGUUGCUGCAGCAGGCUUUGAGGAUCCGUGGCUCUGGCCUGACAUACUGCACAGGCCCCAGGCUCUGUGGGAUCUCUGUAGGAGCCCCAAGGCACCAAGGUCUCUGCUGGGAGCUCAGCCCUGCUUAAUCCGUAUGUCAGCAGGCUAUGGGACCUGGUGCCAGUCCCUGGUCAAUCUAGGAGCAAAGCAGGCAUCAAAGCUUUUGCAAGAAAAUCAGAUUAGAUUCACGGAACCUGAGAUGUUUUGGAUGAAGUUCUGUAUGCCUUUCUUGGUGAACCAAGGCUUUGGAAGAUUUCUGACCAGCUCUGCUGCUCACAUCUCCACUCAAGGAAUGGAAAUAUCCAGUGCCAUGCUGCAAACACAGCACAGAGAGACAGCUCCCUGCCUUGAAAUGUGGCCUCUCCAGUGUGGGUUGGUUUUUCUGGCUUCCUUUGUGAGUUCCCAGUAUGAUCUAUGCCUGUAUUAUUCCUGGAGACUUUCAUCUUUAGUCCACAUAAUGUCCUCAUUACACUGUGUUUUUUUUUUUUUUUUUUCUUUUAAUGCUUUUGUUGUAAGGAGCUUAAAGUGUUACAGGACAGACGCAGGACACAAUUUAUGUUUAGUAUUUUCUCAGUGAAAUCAGCAGCUUUCCUGGCUGCGUCCCCAGUCUUGAUGUUGAUAUGUUUCUCUCUGCUCCAGGAUAAAAGCAGCACCUGCAUAAUAACCAGCUCUGAGAUGGUAUCUUCUGGGCAGCCCGUUUAACAAAUUACAGGUUGAGCAAAUUAAAAGCAAAUGGGAAAGGAACAAUAACAAGCAGAAGAUGUGUUUGCUGGCACUUCCACUAAGAGGUCAGGGCAUUUAAUUCUUGAGUAGCUCUACAAGAAGCUGCCAACUAUUUUUCUCCAUCCUUUACAAUGACUUUCUUUCCGUCAUUUCGGCUGGACGCCUCGCAGGGCUGGAUGCAGCCGCGGUGUGGGCAGGCACCGUGAGGAGGAGGCUCGGAGCAUCUCCCCAUCACAAACCAGCACAGCAAACCCUGGCCUCAGGGAUUCUUCUCUUCCCCAGUUUUUCCCUUCCUGCCUGCUCUGGAGAGCAGGGAGAGCUUCCAGUCCACCCCAGAUCCUGGCUUCUGGAAGUGAGCCUCAGCACUGAGAGAAUAAAACUUUGCAGCAGACCCAUCAAUUCCUGUGUAAUGAUUCCUCUGCAUCCUCCUGGAUUAUACAGCAGACAAGUCCUGCUUUCUUCUGCUACUCCCUCCUGACACAAACACUUCUGCCACUUGAGUAUUGGAGACAGCUUUAUGUUGCCUAUAAAACGGGCUUGAUGUCAGCUCAGUCCCUCGGCUGCCUUUUCUGUUUCUCUGGUCAUUCAGAUGACGGGAGGCUUGAAGCAAGGUGCAGAGCAGGAGAGUUUAUGGCUGAGCAGAUGAGCUAAAGAGGCUCAAAAUGUAAUUAAUUGUGUUUUGUGGAAGGGGUGAGCAAGGUGCAGGGGGCUGUGUCAUAUGUAAGGUGCUACGUGACACCCAAACCAUCAAUAACACCUAACACGAGUUACUGAAGGUUAAAGAGCUCCAGACUGGGACAGCACAAUCCAGCCCUGCUGGGUGAUCUCUGGAGGAAACAAAUGAAUAAACUGGAUGUGAAAGACCAGAAAAAAGCACUCGGGCUGUUUCUUUAGUCACAAGGCUAUAGCUGUGCCCAGAGGACAAAUGGCCACACCUGAAAUAGUCAUGGAUUUCCAGGCAUUGAUCCAGAGUGCUUGUGGAUCUCAAGCCAGGAAAAUAGACUUGAAUGGUUAAAAGGUAUAAAUUACUUUAAAUUAAUCAUUGAUUUACUCCGCCUCCCCAGAAGCUGGAUUCUAUGUCACUGAAUGAGGAAUAAGCUCCCGUUGCACACAGAACUGUGAAAGAAAUGCUCGCAUUCAGCGUUUCGGCCUCUUGUUCUUUCCGUGAGGCAUCAACCACUUCCCGCUGAGAUGAGUAGGUGUUGUGCAGUCCCCAGCAGCGAGCAGAAAAUCUCCAAGGCCAGUACAAGCACAUUUUCAACCCUCCCUGCAUUGAUUACACCCAUUCAGAAAAGCAGAGGAGCCAGCAGGUUUCUCCCAGGUGAGAUAGGGAUGGGGGGAGUGUUUCCCUCCGAUCUUUACAAAAUGGGGUUAAAUGUGACAAACGCCCAACUGAGCCUGCCCUCCUCCUGCACCCCGGGGUGCUGAGAGCAGAGGGACAGGGCUCACCCUGUAGCUGGUUUCGGUUGCACUCCCUGGGAGGGAAAUUCACUGCAAAAGCAUAAAUUACAGAUCAGCUGCUCCUGGGCGAGCUGAUGGUGAAAGCCUGGAGACAGAGAAGAUGUGGAGCUUGUAAGGAGGAGAGAGGCUCUAGAGAAGAUGCUCCGGCUGGCUGAUGAGCUGUUUCCCUGGUGUUGGUUUCUGUUGUAGCAGCCCAACUGCUGGGUAGGAGAGGGGGCAGGCUGUGGGCACUUACAGGAGGCACCCCCAAUAAUUUAAUUGGAGGAAAUACCAGGAGAAAGAUAACAGCAAGGUGAUGGCUAGAAAUCUCUUAAUGACUUAAAUGCUGACAGAUGCAGCAAGUCAUCAAGUGGCUGCAUGUAAUGGGCAGCGGGUGUGAGUGGGCUCCUUCCAGCAGUGGCUGUGAAGGGAAAACACGAUAGCUGGAACCUCUCCCCGAGAGCUACAGGCUGCUGGUGCUCCUCUGGGUGUUACUGCUCUGGAUUCGCCUACUCCCCCACCUGCUGACUUGGCAGGUCCCUGCAGCAUUGCGUGCUCCAGAAGGGAGACCAACUCUCCUUUGGCCUGAUCUGGCAGAGAGGACCACGACGUGACAGAGGAGAAUGAACUGUGUGCCUGUGAGCUGGGAGAAUAAAGCCACAUAACUUCAGGCCUGCUCUUCAAAUGAAGCUCCUCGCUAAUUAGUUUGUCAGUGGGAGCCUUUGAGAAUUAAACACAGGAGACAUAAUCUCUCUGCAAGAUAGGUAAACACCGCUGCAGAAAUUGGCCUUGCCCUCUUCUGGAUUGCCAGAGCACCAGGCCAUUAGGCAGAGCCGGAUCCUGCUAUCGUGCAAACCUUCAGACGGAUGUAGUGGCAUUUACAAUUGGUGUGGAGCAACAGCAGAUUCAGCCUGGUGCUUCCUUCCCUUAAGAGGCAAUUAAAAUGUGAAUGCACAGAGAGGUGCCUGUUUCGGAGACCUCAUGAAAACCUGCAGGGGAGUGUUUCCGAGGUGACCUUUGUCUAAUGAUCUUGCUGGACCAUAAACUUCCAGGCUUUCUCAGGCUCUCAUAAAUUCUCCUUGUGUGGUGGGCAUGGGUUAGGAGACAGCACUGAAGGCUGCUGCUUUUUGCUCCUGUUGUGCUCAGGAAUCGGGCUGUUGGCACAGGGCUGGUCUCAUUGGGUCAGAUGCUGUCCGUGCUCUUUCCUUCCACUGUUAGCCCCUGCUAAAAUUCCCUAUAAAACCAUAGAUCCCUUAUCCCUUCCAUCUGUUUUCAGUUAAAAGCAGGCAAAUUUUGCCUCUUAUUUGGACAUUUCUGACUUCAGCUAAUUUUUGAAUUCAGCAUCAAAUGGGAAUGAGCAGCUUCUCCAGAGGAAAGAGCCUGCUGUCGGCGGAGGGUUGGGAUUUUGCCUCUGAGGAUAGCAGAGCUUCCUCGUUUCUGGUAAGUUUGAAGUUAGGAGCCACCAGUCUGGCAAAGCCCUCUUGGCAAAACAUGAAUGCUCCUGAGCUAUCAAAGCUCUGCAAGGCAGUGAAUCUAUUCUGAAUUAUACCAGUGGGAAAUCUAGCCUUUAAUUUUAGUUCUUGAAUUAGCAGUUGUUUUAAUCACAUGAAUGCAGCCUGCCAGGUUGUCAGGGCCACAUAUGCGGAAUUCAGAACUGUUGCUUCAGUGGAGCCCUAAAUAUGUAACGUUUCAGCAAAGCCUUCCCCUUUUUAUUGGGUUUAUGGACCAUUAAGCUGAAAGUGCGAUGGAGAGUGAUGCGACAGCCAAUGGUGAGCUGCAGCAGGAGCAGCCUGCUUCAUCACUGCCUUGUGCAAUUAGGGAGCAGCUCACAGGUCAUUUGGUAUUAAUUGACCCCAUUAGGAGCUUGAGCACUUUAUGAAUGCUGUUAUACAACAUGAUAGCAGGGGACUCAAAUCAAUGACCCUGGCGGUCCCUUUCCAUCUGACAGCCUCUCUUGAACAGAUCUGGCUUAUAGGGCUGAUCCCGUUGAGCACCGUGGAGCCACACCAGCAUUCAGCCACUCCAGUUUCUACCCAGCAACAGUCAGCAAACACCAAAUGCCAGUUCUGCUGCACGUGGGACUGUCUCUCAGAUGUGCUAUGUGAAGAUUUUCUCCAGAAAGCCCAACCAAUGGUGUACUCUUCUACCACUUUUCUGAUAGGGAUGAGUAUGCCGAGCCAUUUUGAACCUCUUAUUACAGGGCCAGAGAAUCCUUAGAGGAGACACUGGAUCUCUGGAAGGGUUUCAAAUGAGAUUUGCCUGUUCUUUCUUUCCAGAAGCUUUUCUGAUACCCUCCUGCCCUCUUGCCCAUGUUCUAGUUUGCUGUAGCUAAGGAGGAAGCUUGGUUUUUGCCUGAAUUUUUAUGCUGACCUGCGAGGUGAAAUGCAAUAUGUUGCAGCAGAAGAUGCUGCUGUAUUGAGUGCUCGGGCUGGAGUAGUGCCUGGAGAAUAGAGAGGAGAAGUAAGUGUUCAUUCCUCUUCAGAGAUUUCUCCUUUGACCUUUGUUUUUCUCCAUCUCUGUGCUACCUUUUUUCCCCCUCUCUCUAGAGAGCAUGAAAGCAAUCAUUUUAAAAAGGGGCGAAUGAUUCAUGUUCGAUCAGCUCCAGCCUGCUCCGGAUAGGAUUCUUCUGCACUGAGCCAGAGAAGAGCCUCCGUUGAGUUGUUGCUGGCAACAUCCUGGCUGGUUACAGCUGUGUGGCCAUGGAGAGCAGAUGAGGGCAUGCGAGCGUCUGCGCUGCCUAAGCCGAGGAAGGAUGACCUAUACUCUGUUCGGCACACAGCUCGCAGCUUGUCUCCUUUCCUCCGGGCACCAGCUCUGCUGUCAGACAGCGGCUGAUGCUCAGUGUGGGAGCGAAGAGCUUGGCUGUGCUUGCAUCGGGGUCUGGCAUCAGGGAAAAUUUUCAUAGGGAUGCCAGCAGCACCUUUGAGUGUACCUGGGAUCUGAUUGCUGGGGUAGCUUCACAUAUAAGUUUUUUUUCUUCUUAUUAUUAUUUUUUCCUUCUUUUUUUUUUUUUUCUUCCUUUUUUUUUUUUUUUUUUUUUCUUCUCUGAACUCUCCAGCUCUUACACCCUGAGCACGUCCACCCCUCGGAGGUCCUGUCUCAGCACCCCCCCAGUUACUCCAGCAUCCCUCGGGGCGCUGUUUUCUCCUUCCAUUUCCAACUCUCGCCCCCAGCCCCUCACCACCCUGCCAGCAGCGACCGAGAGCCCCCUGCCCCCGUGCUCUUCACCCCCGGAGGCCAAUUCCCGGCCGGGGGUGUCCCCCUGUUUUGUCCCCCCACCCCCUGGUACCGCGGCUUUGUUCUGCGCAGCGGUCUGGGGGGGGCUCGGGGCUGCCCCUAGCGGAGGCCGCCCGGGGGCUUCCUCUGCCGGGGAAGGGGCUGCUGAGCCUCGGGCACCCCAGGGGGCGGGAGCUGCAGCCUGGAAGUAGAAAAGGAGGACUAAAAAAGAAGGCGGGGGGAGAGGCUGCGAGCCUGCCGGGCGGCGCUGCCCGCCGCAGGGAGGAAGAGGAGGCAGGGGAGGAUGCGAUGCUGCGGCUGAGCCCCGCCGGAGGAGGAGGAGGAGGAGGAGGAGGAGGACAGCAUCCUCCGAGGGGAAGGAGGGAAAAGGGGAGGAGGUGUCUGAGCUCGCCCAGAGCCUGCUGAGCCCUCCGGGGGGCUCUGGUGGCACCCGAGGAAAGUUUGCCGAGGAGAGAGAAGGAGGCAAGUGAGAGCCUCGGGCACCGCAGAGCCGUCGCUGCAGGGGAUACCCGGGGCACCCACUCCCUCCGGCUCCAACCCAGGGCUGGUGGAAGAAGCGGAAUCAGGGCUCCAGCUCACAUCAGCGUGCCGAGGUUCCCAGGCAGAAUAAAAGGACACUGCUGGAAAAACAUCCAUAUUGUUAGCCCGGCUAAUGGAGAAAAUGCCCUUUCUCUCCUGCACAUUGUCUGUUCUGAAAAAAUCUUUGCCUGCAGAGAGGCUUCCCUAGACAGACAUCCCCAGAUGAGGAAGAAUUGAAUCCUUCAGUGCAUCCGUGCCUGUCAGCUCCAGCUGAUGUCUCACUCAACAGAAACUUCACUGGAAGUUCACUGCUGCACUUCAUUCAGGUCUGAACAAAAGCCCGAGCAAAGGCAAUGAGACGUGACACUGGAGAGAGCAGCAGAGAGAGCUUUGCCUCAGCUGGAGGGAUUUCAAGGUAGCAGGAGACCAGCAGCAGCCUUCUCAGCACAGUGUGUGACCUGCGAGGACUGAAGUGACCUCUGAGACUCGCCUCAACAUGUUCAGCGAAAAGAGCAGCGCCUCUUUGACCCAAAAACCCAUCCAGAAGAAGACACGACCUCAGGGCCUUCCCUCCCCUGCUCUCUGCUGCGCGUGUGGACUUUGCAUCAUGCUGGCAGGGAUCAACAUCACGUUAGUGGGAGCGUUCGCGUUCGGGACCUUCCUCCCCGUGAACAAUCCCCCCAUCAUCAUCGGGCCCAUCUUGCUGGUGGUGGCCUUCACCUUCUUCGGGGCCUGCUGCAUCUGCAGCCGGAGGCCGCCAGCUCACGGGGCCAGAAAAUCCAAGCCGGGAUCCAACAUUGGUCUCAUCAAACCCGGCAACACGGCCUUUGAAAUCGAAACGAGCGAGCACACGGUGCAGGACACCACCGCCGUCCAGCUGAGCCCCACCAACUCCCCCAUCUCCUCCAAGAAGUCCACGCCGGUGCACGAGAGCACGAAGACUUGCAAGCUCUUCACCAUGGAGGGCAACGGGCCGGUGGCCAAGUACACGACGGGAGGAGAGGCGAUACAGCUCAACUUGCCCAGGGACCUGGCCGCAUCCUAAACCCGGGCAGAGCUUUUACCAGCAGCCAGCCAGACGCUGCAAUGGGUGGGCUGGAGUCUGAGGCUGAGGUGCUUGUGGAAAGCCAGCAGACAGGCUUCUCUAAACCAAUUUAAGGAAGAGGGAUGCCACAGCAGGAAAACUCCGGAUUUUUGCUGAAAGGAGCGUGCCCGUUACUUGGCUUCACAAAGAAAAUUGCUAAUGAUGUUGCUGUGAAAGGACGAAUUGAAAAGUUCUUGGGAAAAAAACAGCUUUUUGGGGAGCAGAGAGGACAAGGAGAAUGAAUUAAUUUGUCUAGCAGAAGGUGGAAACGUGAUGGCUGAAGGAGGGGCUACACAGGGUGCUGAAAAAUGACAGCUCUUUUUUCCUUUUUUUUUUUUUUUCCUGAAGUGAAGCAAUUCUUGAAUGUAAUGGGAGCAGGAAUGCAGUAAAUUACAGCGUGCUGCCACUCAGUCACAAGAAGAUUUCAGCAUUUUAGAGCCAGGCUUUUUGGCAGUAGGGACAAAAUAUCUGUGUUUACUGUUGAAAAAAGCAGUGUGAAACAAUCUCCCCUCCUCUGAAAAUCCUUACCCCAUUUCUCCUUGAGUUGGGUGACUUUACCAUCCAUGAUAAGAGACGAUGAAUCACAGGGAUCACAAUUAGCACUGGCAUUUUCCUCUAGUUUUAGUCGUGCUGGGCUGCAGUGGUGCUGCUCAGUGCAGUGUGUAUACUGGGAGGUCAGCAGGGCCAAAUUCUUGGGGACAAGCUCCCGGGGUAACCGGAGGCUGGGAGAGCCUGCAAAUGAAAUCUUUGCGUAAUGAUUACAUCCUGAGUGCUGCGGGGAGGCAUCUUCCUUUCCAUCAUCUUAUGGAAGGCUGGCCUGGGACACAUCAGCUUGGGGCAGGGGACUAAUAAUUGUAUGGGCUUCAGUAUAUCUAUGCUGGAAGGUGUUGAUUAUCUCUUUCUUGACAUGCCUGCCGGACCCACUGCACAGUGGGCAGUCAGUGUGGAACUCCUUGCUGCAGGAAACCAGCUGCUAAGGGUGUUCCUGGGCUUGCGAAGCAAUGGGAUGAGUUUGAAGAAGAGAAUUCCUAAAGAGCUGUUCAAGGCAAAGGCACCGGAAUAAAACACAGAUAUUGCUUGUCCAGACUGCCCUCCCAGCCUCCAACCAAGGCGCUUGGGAGCUUCCUGAGCUGGAAGUGGUGCCUGUGUUUAGUAGCCCUGAAUUGAUUUUUUUUCUUCUUCUUUUACUCCUUGUCUGUCAGCUUUUAUCAUUUGUGCUCCUGCAGCAUGGAGUUGUACAGCUUAAUGAGAGGCCGUAAACAUCUCUGCCUUUGUUUUAUUUUCAGCCUGCACCCUACUAAUUCUCCUUGAUACCCCGAAGCUCCCAAAUUAGAAAGGCCAGCAAACAGCCCGUGCCUCCCCACACCACUCAGGUUUUCUGGGGUCUUUGUCAUGUUUCUUUCUGUCAUCUAUUUCCUGUGGUACUUCACAUCUCCUGUAGACAGAGAGAGGUAAUAGUUCCCAGCUUGGCCAGCACCCCAUUCAGCCCUGAGGCUUUAACCAGCAGGUGUAUGGAGAGGUGUGAGGGAUGAAGGGGAGAUGGCUGAUAUGUGGGAUUAAGGGAUGGCACCUGGGGACACGGAGAGGCUGGCCAGAAGAGCCACGCUGCUGUACAGGCCAUGCACAGGGUGUCCUGGUUGUCUGGGGAGCUGAUGUCCCCUUCAUGGGCUUGGGGAGGAUGAGGUUGAAUUUCAUGCCUUGAUGAGAGGGAAGAAAAACUCUGGCUUGAAUGCUGCAACAGUUUGCUGCCUUGAGCAUCUGCUUCUAUACCAGAGACUGACUUGUGACACCAGAGUGAUUUUAGCAGGGCUGCCCUGUUGGCUGGAAGGGGCAGGAGCAAACCCAGGAGAGGGACUUGUCUUUGGAAGAUGUGGGUUCACAUCUAUGCUACAGCCUCCAGGUCCUGGGCAAGUGGUUUAAUCGUACUGCUGCUCAGCUGCCUGCCUGUGCAGGAGGGAAAAUAACUGCUCCCAGCUCCACAGAGCCGCUUUGAAGCUGAGCACAUUGCCAAGCAGCAGGGCUCGUAUCAGCACACCUGAAUCUGGAGGCUGCUUGAAGGUGGACGGGUCUGUCUGGUCUGAUCUCUUUGUGAUCCCCUUUAGAGCUCAUUUUCAUGGGCGAUCUCUGCUUCCAGCACCAGCUCCCCUUUGGCACGUGGGAACUGCUGUACUGAACAAAAGGCUCCCGUGUUUUUUGCCUGCUGGUGAUUGCGCUAGCAAUUAAACGGAACAGGUUGCUGCUCUGUGUUUGGCUCCCAGCUGCUGGCUCACCAGCCUUUUGGAAUAGCUGACAACACCCUGGAAGUCCUUUGGAGGCAUUGCCCGUGUGAAUACAGGUGUUGCAGCGCUUUUCUUUGAGCACUUGGAGGCAAAAAAAUAGUAAAAUCGAGUGGUAACCGUACAAAUUAACCAUCUGCUCACCAAAGGCUUGAAAACUAAGUCUGGAGUACGUGUGCUGGAGUGACUCCUUGUGACAACUGCACCAUGAAACGCUACCAGUGAUGGAUCAUGCAAUGACAAUACAACACAAGGCUCCUUUGGCAGGAAUGGGGACAGGUGCAGGACGCUGAGGGCCAGCUAGGAGCUCAGAGCGAUUCUCCCUUGCACUGUGGCAUCAGACAGCCCUGGGACACCUGGCACAUGCUGUGCUGCACACGCAGGCCUCCUUAAUUCUGGUGUUGCUCUGGGACCUGACACCCUUGGGACCCAGGGGACACCAAGAAGCAGGGACAGCGCCCGGGCGAGCAGAGGCAUAGGACCAGCAGGACGGCGAUGCCCUGGUGUGGUGGGUCUCUAUGCCGAGCUGUGACCCCGACCAGCACAGGAACAUCUGAUACCUUCCUCCUGAAGCAUAACUGCCCUGCUUUGUCCUUUUUCUGUCUUUCGGGAUUUCCAUGUCUGUCUGUCUGUCUGCCUCUGUGAUGGGCUGUGACUGAUGUUAUUGUGAAUCUCGUGCCUUCUUCUUGUGUCUUGAAACGAGGAGCGUUUCUUGUGCUCUGAGUCAGUUUCUGGUGUGAGAGUCUUUUUUUUUUUUUUUUUUUUUUUUAAUCACUAUUUAUGUAUGUGCAAUGUGGAAUUUAGAAAAGGCAGACCCAUUAAAAGAAUUGCACUCAGUGAGCAUUGGGCCUGGCUGCUCUUUUAGUCUACCACUGCAACCUCCCUUUCCCCAGGACUGUGUGUGUGCUCCCCAUGGCUGGAUGCAUUCAUUUGGCCUCAUGCUCCACACUCACCUGCUUGAUUUUCUAGCCAGCACAAUUACUUUCAAGGAAAAAGUAUCCCUAAAAGUUCGUGUUACCUGUUCUGAAUUCAGCUUCUCUGGCAGUGGAAAAGGGGCCAGGGUAUUUUAGCUGAUCCUCUCCCAUCCUGGAUACGGGAGGUGUUUUGUUUGUGGUGUGGGAAGGGGUAGAAGCUGCAUCUGUGCAUGUCUGGGUGUAGGGCUGGUGCCAUCACCUUUCUGGGCUCCUUCUGGGCUUAGCCCAGCGUGGUCUCUUGGAGAUGAGGCAAGGAGAGAGCACAGCAAGAAUAAAGAGGAUUUGAGAGCCUUGCAAAUGCGCCCUGUCAAAGGGCUUCCCUCCAAUGUGCAGCCAAGUGAUCUGAAAUGAGAGGGAAUCUCUCCGUGCCAGGCAGGCUGGCUGGUUAGAGGCCUGGGAAAUGAACUGGCUAAGAAGGCUGCUCUGCCAGCAUGUGUAAAAUGAGAACCCGCUCCCUUCAGGAAGGAUUUGUUUUGGCCAUUGGAAAGAACUUCCCAGAAGGGCUUUUCUCUUUUAAAAGUAGGAGCAGAGAGAAAAGCUGCUGCUGCUCUCCUGAACCUGCCCCCGGCCCGUUCCUGCUGCAGCACCUGCCCAGCACCAACCCCAACCAUGAGCUUCUCUCUCCACCUAGAAGAAUAAAGCAGAAAUGUAACAUGGAAUCUAACUAGCUUUCCUGGUUCUCAGCCCAAAUUUAUAGAAUCAUAGAGUAUCCUGAGUUGGAAGGGACCCACAAGAAUCAUUGAGUCCAACUUCAAUUUAUUCAUGACUAGUUAAUUGCCUGUUAUCCCUGUGCCAGCGAUGUCUUCACACUGAGAUACCUCCAGACAAUUUCUACCCCCAAAAUAUUUUAUAUUUGUAGCAGAUUUCCAGGAGCCCACAGAAAACUUUCAAACCUGCCAGAUCCCUCUUGGGCAAGAAGUAGGAUGUUUUUCCCUGGGAAAAGAAUUGGAAGAGGGAAAAAAACUCCAUGAAAAUGCAGAAAUAUCCAUAAAAAUGCGAAGCCUCCAUGUGCAAAGUCCCUCUUAAAUACGUAACUGAGCUUUUAUGCCAUUAGUCCUCGGUGAGCCCAUAGCAAAUGUGCUCAACUUAGAGGCUGAAAGGCUGCUUUUCUCCAGCUGCCAGAAGCUGUCAGCAUCCACGGGAGGGACCCUCAGACACCGGCAACUGCCCCACUGCCACCCCUGCAGAGCCUCAAUGAGGAGGGGACCAGGGCUCAGGCUGUAGAAGGCAGCUGGGCCAUCAGGGUUAGUCAGUGGGGAUUGUUCCUUACAGGCUUGUUUCCACGGCUCUGUUCAGUCUAAUUUAUGAUGUCUGUGGAGAGGAGAUUUUGCCGUUUCCAUCAGCAGAUCUCCUGCUACUUGCAAUCACAGUCAGCCUCUCGCCGUGGGACCCGCACACGCUGACAUGGCUUUGAAUUCUCAGAGCACAGAGGGUGCCAGGGCUGGCAGGGCAGAUUACAUUUUCUAAGGGCAUCCUUGAAUAUAAAGAGUCCCCAGGAGUUUUUCCAGGGAGCAAAUUUUCAUCAGGAAAAAAAAAAUGAUUUCUUGAAAUUGGCCUGCCCUGAGAAGACACUGGCUUGUGAUGCUUUUGCCAGGCAAAAAAUAGCCCAGGUUCCAGAAGAAAUUUCUGAUCCAGUCACUUGAUAAUUUCUCUGCUACCCAAUCCUCUAGGCUACACCUAAAAUAAGAUAGUGCUGGGCUCUGCCUCCAUGUGGAGACCAAACUUCUAGGCCAGCUUUAGGGCUGUGGUCCCUUCCCAGACCCCCUGCUCCCAUCAGGUUCCAAGCGCCAGACCUCUCCACCAGGGCUUUUAAUAACCUGUGCCUCCAGGGACCUGUACACGCUUCCAAAGCCAUCGCAGGGGGUCUCUCCUGCUGAAACCUUUGCCUGGGUUUCUGGCGUUAACCUGCUGUGCCGGGGAACAGAGCUUUGCAUGCAGCUCUCUGGCCUGGUGCCAGAAGCCUAUCUGACGAAGUUUGCUAUAAAGUCAGGGAAAUUAUUUCUCUUGCUGGCACACGAGGCAGAAAAGACACUUCUCUUGGAGACAAAUCCUCCUCCGUUGUUAUCUUGGUAUGAGAAAUCGGGAUGAUCUAUGGUUUAUCUCCUUAUCGCCAGCUGAGCCGGGCAAACACGAUGCUGGAGCUGUUCCCCCCUCUCCCUCCUCCAGCAGCCGGUGCUUUAUCCAGUUGGGGGGCCACAUCCAACCCUCAAUCAAAGCCUGCAGAGCCCCUCGUUCAGGUCAGCAGUCCCCAAGGUGCUGGGGAAGGGAAGCAGGGACGAGCUCUCUCUGCAGGAGACGGAGAAACAAUCCCGCUCGUUUUGUUUUCCUGGCGUGAUGCAUUUCUCCGGCACAACACUGAAUUUCCCCAGAGCUCCGAGCCACGUAUAUUUUCAUGCAGCCUCAUUAAAAACAUGACUUUGAGUCUUAAACUCGCAUUUGUUCUAAAGAGGAGCUGUCUGCCGGGAGAAUUAAUUCCUCUGACUGAAGUCACCUCCCUGGAAGUACUGCUGUUGUCUUCGAUUUCAUGGCUGAGAUGAUUACUCUCUUCCAACACCCAAGAAUAACAAGAUUAGGGAAUUUGUGGCAAUGAAGGCAAGGAGGAGGGAUUGGCUAAAAAAAGAGAAGAUAAAUUGAAUUUUCCUUUUAAAAGAAAAGGAAAUGGCUAUUUCGGGGAAAGUUUGGCUUUGGGGAGAUAAUAGCAGGGAUAGCUAUGCCGAAGCCAAGUCAGGUGAAAGCUAUCAGGUGCUUUGUGGCGUUCUGUUCAUCUACAUUGCUUCAUGACUCUUGGGUAUGUCAUUUAUAGCUAAUUUGGGAAAUAUUAAACCCAGUCCCAAGAACUAAAAAUCAGUGAAAAAAUGAGCGUAAAUUGGCAGAAAUUCAUGUGAAAUACCUUGCUGGUGGAAUUUUGGUGUGCUGCAGCUGAAUGACAGCCAAACGCUGCUCGUCAGGUCUGGCCAGGGAUUUUUGGUGGGGAGAAGACCUGGCCAGAGAUUUUUGGGGCAAAACUCUGCCACCUGGAAGGUGAGUGCAGCCACCGGGGAAAACCAAUUCAAAGGGUUUGGGCCAUGCUUGAACGUGACUGUGCUGGAGACAGCAGCACCCAGAGGGGGCAGUUGGCAUCCAUCGUCAGCGAGGGGCUGGGCAUCCCUCUGGCACUGCGCAAGAGCAAAGGAAACCCAGGGAAGUGGGUCAAAAAUGAGGCAUUUUCUGGAUGAUUCAGGAAAGUUGGAGGAGGAGGCUGGGAGGAAGACAGCAACUUGCUGGUGUGGAGCUGCAGGAGCAGGCUGAAGCUGUGGAUACUGAGGGUUUGCAAAUCUGGAACAGGGAUAUUCUGAAACGUGGGUGAUUUGCUGCACAGGUGGCACACAGAGAAGUGUGUGUGCAUCACACCGGAGCUGUCACAUCCCAAAGGAGCCCCAGGCUCCCUUUUCCCUGCGGGGCAGGGCAGGAGAUGCCCCCCGGGAGGGACAAUUGCCAAAGGGAAAGGCUCCUCUCCCUUGACACCAGCAGCACUUGAGCAGGGCUAAGGCUCGCGCCGUCAUUAGGCUUAAUGCUUCUGUUAUUUGUGCUGUCAAUUCCCUUAAUGGCGCUCCAGCAGCAUGGAGCGGGGUGAGUCACGGCCGUAAUUAUUAACCAGGCUCUGGCGCUGAGCAGGCAGCCGAGGAGCAGCUCCGCAGCAGCCCGGGUCGAUGAGGAUGGAGCACGUUCGCUAAUGAGCAGGUGCAAAGUGCAUUCACCGGGAGAGAAAAGGAGAAAGAGCGGCUGGGGUGAGGUGUUUUGCCUCAUUAUCCUCCUGAAAUACCUAACUGCAGGUGGAGGAAGAGUGCCAGGGGCUCACCUCGUCCUCCCCACAUCCCUGUGGUUUUAAGAGCCCCUUGGAUGCAGGCCCCUGGGGUUUUGUGACAUAGGAAAAGGGCUGGGAGCUGGGGCCCGAGAUCCUGAGCAGGAAUAAGCAGCAGUGGGGUGGGAGAAGGGAGUCAGUGCUCCCAUCUUAGGGCAGCAGCUGCCUGGAACAGCAAUUACAGGCCCUGCCGAGCCAGCACGGCUCCGGGCAGGCCAGGGGACCUGACGCGACCGCUUGGCAUUUUGCAGGCACGGAUCUCUGUCGGUAAAAGAGCAGAGCCUGCAGUGAUAAGGGCAGAGAUUCCUCUUCUUUUACGCUCCGUGAGGCAGCGCAGGAGGAGGGCGGCAGUGACGGGAUCGAGGUUCAUCUGUACCCUGCCAGGAGUGACAGCACGACAGAUGGAAGCGAUGCCCAUCCCAUGGGAGCAGAGGUGGCAAACAGCACCCUGAUGGAUGACACAGCCCUCCAGCCCUCCCCAAGCCUGCUUUGUGGGGCCAGGAGGCAAAAUCAGGGGGAGCUUCUGCUCCUGGAUGGGCAGAAGGAGGAGGCUCAGUGGCUCUGCCUGCCAUUUGCAGCCUUCCACCCUUAAACAAAGUCACGCAAAGCCCUCUAAUAGCCUUCAAUCAUUUUCCAAUUAAUUCCCCUCGCUCCAGAGCCUUGUUUAAGGCUUAUGGGCUUGAAUCUAUUUUCACAAAGACCAUUUACUGCUCCAGAAGGUGGAAAUUAGGAGGUAGCAAUGAGAAAAAAGAGCAGUCUUGAGGGUGCACUGCUCACUUUGGCUGCUGUACUAAGCAGGGGGGUAAAGCACCAUUAAGGUCUGUAUAGCUCGGUCCCUGGGAGACACAGCUAUCAUUUAGUGUCUGCCUAUCUCUGAGCUUCAGCUUGUCCCUUUAUUCGCAGAUGGGCUAACCUGGGGCUGAUUGUACCCCGGCUGCACCAACAAAUAAAAAAAGAAGAAGAAACUCAGAGGCUGACUUCAAAUUAACAAAGUUUAGCAGUCCGUGAGUAGGAAGAGAUACAGGUUUGCUUCUUUGGUCUGCUAAUUUCGAGAUCCUUUGUUCCCAGCUUCCAGGGGAUGUGUAUAUUCCCUGUGAUGGACUCUUGUAGUUUCUUCUGCCUCUCUUGCCCUUGUUGAAAAAAAAAAAAAAAAACAAAACAAAACAAAACAAAACACUGAAACUCUUGCAGGAAAAAAAAAAAAUAGUUGAAACCAUGAACUUCUGCCAAAAUAUUAGUGCCAAGGAGCCAACAUACUCUAACAGGGCCAGCUUAAGUGAAAAUUUCUGGGCAGGCCCUGAAUUGGGCUUCCCAUUUCAGCUUCACAGCUUAUUGGUACUGCAGUAGUAACUAUACUCCUAAAUGGCAACAGAUCUGUACAGGUUCCUCAGAUUGUCUCCGCUCAGACCGAUGCCUCCAGCUCCCCCAGAAGGCAAGUUCCACAGCAGCAAAAAAAAAUAAAUAAAAAAUAAAAAUAAAAAAUCUCUAUAUUCUUGGCUCUAAUUAACUCCCUGCAGCAAGAGCCACUUGGGUCGUAAUGGGCGAGUGGCUUUCAGCCACGCUGUUUAUCAGCUCCCUGGAUGUAAUCAGAGGCAGCUUGAUCCGAUUAGAUGGCAGCAGCACAGGGCAGUGCCAUACAUCCUGCGGGCAGCAGCACACGGGAGGAGGAGGAGAUGCAAUGCUGAGAAACUGCUACCUUCCCCUCGGGAUAUAAUGUCAUCCUCCCUUCAGUUCCCGUGACUAAGGGGAAAGUUCUUGAUGCCUCAGAAAGCUCUUCAGUGGCUACCAAGGGCUGAGCCUCUAACUCAUGGGGGCUGUCCUGACAUCUCUUCCAGCCUGCUUUAAGGUGCUGAGAUACCCUAAUGUACCCAUCCAUGCUGCUCCUGUCCUCUCUGACUCUUGGAGACUUACCUGGGGGCAGCAGCUCCUCUGUCCCCUUGGCCUCUUCUGGUAUUUCUGCUCCAUGCACAUGUGGAAGGAUGCUGGGGGUUUCACUUCUUACAAAGAAGGAGAAGAUGCCUGUGAUUUGCUGUGAACA
Messenger RNA from Anas platyrhynchos (mallard), 16382 nucleotides. Lineage: Eukaryota; Metazoa; Chordata; Aves; Anseriformes; Anatidae. The record is from RefSeq and is a predicted model, not a curated record.